Messenger RNA from Rotaria sp. Silwood1, 342 nucleotides. Lineage: Eukaryota; Metazoa; Rotifera; Eurotatoria; Philodinida; Philodinidae. The record is from the annotation of a GenBank genome assembly.
AUGCAAUUACCAUUGAUCACAGAUUCAAAAGAUGCUAUUAUUAAAGUUACUAGUGUUGGAAUUUGUGGUUCUGAUCUAUAUUUAUAUCAUGAAGAAAUCAGUGGUAUGCAUCCAGGAGAUGUUCUAGGUCAUGAAUUUAUGGGUAUUGUCGAUGAUAUUGGAAACGAUUUCAAAAAUAUUAAAAUCGGUCAACGUGUUAUUGUAAGCGCAGUCAUUGCUUGUGGUUACUGUGAAUAUUGCAAGACAGAACAAUAUAGUGCUUGUGACAACACUAAUCCAAGAAAAUCCAUGAAAGCACUUAUUAGUUAUCGAUGUGCUGAUUUUUUUGGAUAUUCUCAUUAA